CCGCAGGCUGCUGAGGCACAGGGUCAAAGGUCAGCGGCUGAGCGUGUUCGGAGAGGUGGGCUCAGUCUGCCCUCUGCUGGCCGUGGCAGGAACGACCUUCUUUUGCUUCACGCUGACGGAUGAGUCGCGCUCGCUGCCCGUGCUCGUACAGGACAGCAGCCGGCUCAGCUGGAUCCAGCGUGUGUGUGUCGGGCAGAGCGUGUGUGUGACAGCUCUACGUGUGUGUGCGCUACGAGGCUGGAGAGGAAACAACAUCCUGUGUGUGACCAAGCGCUCCGAGCUGCACGCCGACUACACGCACACACAGGAACACACACAGGAACACACACACUCUGAGUCCCUGCUGUCACAGCCUGCUGAGGACGACUGUGAGGAGGCGGAGCAUGAGGAGGUGGAGCUGGACCAAUCAGCUGUGAGGAUAAAGCAAUCCAAAGUCAUCAGCUACCAGGGCACGGUGACUGAGGUUGUGAGUGAGGGGGCGGGGCUCUACGUGCUGGAUGGGAAGGUGGGUCUGUGCGUGGCCUAUCAGCCGGCGGCGAAGAGGAAGCUGAGGGCGGGAGACAGAGUGGAGUUGCAUCACGCCCACUUCCUGUACCGGCCCUGCCCGGACUUCCCUCCCAGCAUGCUUUGCACCUGCCUGCGCUCCAGCCUGAGGGUGACGGCCUUCAGCAGGGCGGGAGGCUCGCCACCCGACAACCGCUGCCCGGGAGAUGGGGCGUUACCACGGUUACUGCUGCAGAGAAACACAGAUGUGUCCGAUUACCUGUGGACCUGUCACCUAAGCUCGCAGCUGGCACACAGUCUGGUCCAAGGUGUGUGGAGGCAGCAGUGUGUGUGCUUGCUGUCCUGGAGGCUGAUGGAGACUCUGAGCAGAGCUGGAGGACGAGGACGCAGAGACAUCUACGCUGAGAUGCUGGACGAGCCUCACACCUGUCCUGUGACGCAGUACAGCGUGUCCUCGGCGGUCCGGCAGUACCUCGGUGUGUCGGAGCUCCUGGAGUCCCUGCAGACUGGCUGCUGGUCUUCGGCCCCUCUGAGCUCUCUGCUGCCCCCUGAUGGCUCCAACCUGACCUCCGCCCAGAUCAACGGGUUCCUGUCCUGGUCUUGCAGGACUCUGUCCUCCGAGCCUCGGGGUGGAGACGCUGUGAGGCAGCGCCCCCUGCUGCUGGUCGGCGUGCUGGAGCUGCCGUCACAGACGUCUGAGUUCAAACACUCGAUGCAGCUCAGAGACGCCGCGGGAGCUGCAGCCUGCGUGCUGACGGAGAGCAGCGAGGAGGAGGAGGGAGCGCAGAGGGCGGUCUUUAACAGCGCCUGGAUCGGUUGUCUGGUGGGUGUGGUGCAGUUCACCAUGGUGACAGAGAGAUUCCUCCAAUCAGAUUUCCCCUCCUACCAACACCUGGACCAGGACAGGUUCAUCACACACAAACACUGCAGGGUUUACCUGCAGUUCUCUCUGGACCACCUGCACAUCCUGAGUCCAUCUGUUGCCAUGGAGACACACCUGAGACACAAGGGGGAGGAGCCAGGAGGGGAUGUCACUGCCAGGAAGCAGACAGUAGAAGAAGAAGAAGAGACUGCUGGGAGUAAGAGGAGGAGAAGAGAAGAAGAAGAAGAAGCCAACUCCGGCAACCCCUGGCCCUGUGUCUCCAUGGUGAUCAGGGUGGAGCAGAAGGAGGGUGUGUCCUGGAGGAAUACAGGGGCGGAGGCAGAGGAUCAGGAGGCAGGGCUGAGACUGUGCUUCUCAGUGAAAGCUGCUGUGAUUGGUCCAGUGGUCAGCUGGAGGCGGGACCCAAAGAAUGAGCCAAUGAAAGAGAAAGAAAGUGAACAAAAGCAGGAGAGACAGGUGGUGCUGGUGUUCUCAGGUGUGUGUACGCGGUGGUUUCCUGUCCUCCAGCCUGGAUGUUUCUACAGACUCAUCGCCGCUAACACUCAGGCCGUCCCACCCACAGUCUUGUCCGUCUCAGAGGUCUUAGACUGCAGUUCAGAGCUGGUGUGUUUUCAGGGUGUGGUGUCUGAAAGGAUCAGUGUGAACAACAGGACUGCCCACUCUGGACACACACACUCAGGUGUGCGUCUCACUCUUUGUGACCAAGCUGGGAGGAGUCUGCAGGUGUACCUGGACUUAAGCCACACCCCCUACCCACCUGGCCUGUUGCCGGGUAACACUCUGCUGUUGUCUGGUUUCCAGAGGAGGCUGUCCAGGACAGGAAGUGUGUACUGCACGUACUUACCUGUCAGCUCCAUAACUGUGGUCUCCCUGGGAGACACCAGCUCGGCCCAGCCUCCUCCUCCUGCUCCCAUCAUGCACCUGGGUGAGUGGGCUCUGAGCAGCAAGCAGAGGUGCGCUGUGGGACAGGUCAAAGGUCACGUGGUGUGUUUCCUGUUCCUGCAACUGCAGUGGAGCUGCUCGCUGUGUGGCAGCGUGUACACACAGGGCUGCAGCAGCUCUCAGUGUCACUCGACCUCGUCAGUGUUUCAGUCCAAAGCAAAGCUGGUGAUCGAUGACGGGACAGGUGAGGCUCACGUCUGCUUCUCAGCUGCUCUGGUUCGUGCUCUGCUGGGAUUGGCUGAUGCUCAGUGGGAGGGGCUUCAGAGAGCACUCAGGGUCAGAGGUCACAUCAGAGUCUUCCCUCGUGGGCAGAGCCAGGUGUGUGACGAGGACGCUGACGACUUCCUCCUCCACUUCCUGUUGUGUCUGUGCAGCAGUGAUGUCAUGAUUCGGCCACUCAGCCUCACCUGCAGGAAACACACCAACCAGAGACCAGAAGAGGUGAGGAGGUUCACUCGAGGAGACAGAGAGUUCCUGACCAGACUGGCUCCUCCCCUUCAGCUCACCUGUCUGCACCUCCACCCUGACCUUCUACAGGAAGUGAUCCCUGUGAGUGGCGCCCACAUCGGAGACGUUCUCAGAUGGUGA
Maylandia zebra (zebra mbuna) is the source of this 2917-nucleotide messenger RNA. The record is from RefSeq and is a predicted model, not a curated record. NCBI's taxonomy places the organism in Eukaryota, Metazoa, Chordata, Actinopteri, Cichliformes, Cichlidae.